CGUGAAAUAGAAAAUGGUCUGUUUGUGAAAUUAUCGCUUAAAAACAUGAAUAUCAUUGUAAAUACAUGGAAAUAAAUGAAACCGAUAGACUAGAAGAUACAUACAUACAUCAAAAUUAAAUUUAUCGAAUUAUAGACGUUGCAAGAUCAAUAUUGAGCAAAUAAGAUCUUGAAAAGAAUAUUAUCCAAAGACAUCCAGUAUGCAAAGGGAUAUACAAGGUAUUGUCCAGAAGCUUAGUGGACAGGUGGAAAGUACUAGAGGUACCUGUCGGAAAUGUGGAUAUGCUGGUCACAUGACUUAUCAAUGUCGCAACUUCCUAAAAAGUGACCCAAAGAAAUCCAUUGUACUUGAUGUAAGCAGUACAAGUUCAGAUUCAGAAGAUGAAUUUGUUACUCCAUUGGCACAAUGGGCAAAAGAGGACAAAGAGAAAGCAGAAACCAAGAAGAAAGAACACAAAAAGAGAUCCAGAUCUAAAUCUAAGAGAUCAAGAUCUCCCCAUGCAAAGAAAAAAAGACAUCACAGUAGCAGCAGUGAUAGUUCUGAUGACUCCAGUGAUGCUGAUUCAAAAUCACACAGACGAAAACAUAAAAAACACAAAAAACACAAACAUUCACACAAACAUUCGCAUAAGAAAAGUUCACAUAAGAGCAAACAUAAGAAAAGACAUUAUUCAAGUUCACCGGAAUGACUAGUGCAUGAGCUAACAAAACAUGUACUAGAUAAAUCAAAGUAUGAUGAAGAAAAACGAAAAAGACCAGAUGGUGCUGAACAUCACGGACAUCAUCAUAAGAAGCACAAGUAUGCUUAAGACCAUCAGUAAAGUGACACAAGGAAUCAUAUACAAACACAGGCUAUAGAACUAUGUGGCCAAGCUAAAAGCUAGAUGUGAGUUGGAGGGGACUGAUAAGAAGGGUCAAUCAAAGUUGGAUCCUUAUAUGGAUGAGAGAACAGUCAAGGCUUAACUCCUAAUAUGGACAUAAGUCUCCUGAGAUAUUUUAUCUUUCAAUUAAUUGUACUUGACUGUAUAUUUGAUUUAUAUCUUUAUAUAAACUUUUAUUAGAAUGCUAGUAAACUCAUUGUAUGGACUACGCUGAAAAGAAAUAAUAGAAUUUGAAUCAUGGGAAGUUUGAUUUUGAUAUACUAUUAGAAAUGUUCAUAAUAUACAAGGGUGAUAUCAUUGUAAU
Messenger RNA from Owenia fusiformis, 1184 nucleotides. The record is from the annotation of a GenBank genome assembly. NCBI's taxonomy places the organism in Eukaryota, Metazoa, Annelida, Polychaeta, Sabellida, Oweniidae.